AUGGCAGUCUCUUUUCACCCGACCACUUCUACUCCAAGCUUUCAGCCCCAAGCUAGACUCGCUCCUCCUCUCAGUUGUGCAGCAAAGCAUUAUUCAGGGUUAAAGCUUCAAUCUUUAGGAACUUUUGGAGCUAAAAACCCCAACUUGACGGUUGAGUUCUAUGGAAAAGUUAAUAAGAGCCUUCAAUCCAGGACACGUAACCAAAGACCAUCACGAGCGCGAAUUGGAAUGAUGCCUAUAGGGACACCAAAGGUGCCCUAUAGAACUCCUGGUGAGGGAACUUGGCAAUGGGUUGAUUUGUGGAAUGCUCUAUACCGAGAACGUGUUAUCUUCAUUGGGCAGAAUAUAGAUGAAGAGUUUAGCAAUCAGAUUUUGGCAACAAUGCUGUACCUUGACACUAUUGAUUCUUCCAAAAGGCUUUAUAUGUAUAUCAAUGGUCCUGGUGGAGAUCUUACUCCGAGCAUGGCUAUCUAUGAUACUAUGCAGAGCUUAAAGAGUCCCGUUGGCACCCAUUGUGUGGGCUAUGCCUAUAAUUUAGCAGCCUUUCUUCUUGCAGCUGGAGAAAAGGGCAAUCGAUUUGCAAUGCCACUAUCAAGGAUUGCGCUACAAUCUCCUGCCGGGGCUGCUCGUGGUCAGGCUGAUGACAUACAAAAUGAAGCAAAUGAACUUCUCAGAAUCAAAGAUUACCUUUAUAACGAGUUAGCUAAGAACACUGGCCAGCCAGUUGAAAAGAUUAACAAAGACUUAGGUCGGAUGAAGCGGUUUAAUGCACAGGAGGCUCUUGAGUAUGGGCUCAUUGAUCGUGUAGUUAGGCCACCUCGUAUUAAGGCUGAUGCACCUCCCAAGGAUGCGGGAACAGGUCUUGGUUAG
Molecule: messenger RNA, 870 nt
Organism: Prunus armeniaca (apricot)
Lineage: Eukaryota; Viridiplantae; Streptophyta; Magnoliopsida; Rosales; Rosaceae
Source: the annotation of a GenBank genome assembly